AUGGGCCGCGACACGAAACCACACGGUGACGGCGAAGGCGCUGCCACCGCCAAGAUGAGCAAGGCGCAAUCGGCCGACCAGCACGACGACGUCGCCAUCAACGCGUCGGGCCACGUCCAGGAGCUCGAGCGGAACUUCAGCCUCCUCUCCCUCGCCGGCGUCGGCCUCGUCGUCGGCAACGUCUGGCCCGCCAUCGGCGGCUCCAUCCUCGUAGCCAUCUUCAACGGCGGGCCGCCCGGCGUGCUCUACGAGUUCGUCGCCGUAUCGGUCUGCUACUGGACCGUGGCCGCCAGCAUCGCCGAGCUCGCGAGCGCCGUUCCCUCGUCCGCCGGCGUCUACCACUGGGCCUCGGUGACGCCCGGCCGCCGAUGGGGCCGCGUCGUCGGCUUCUUCGCCGGCUGGUGGAACUACCUGGCCUGGGUCCUCGGCGCCGCGAGCAUGGCGUCCAUCUUCGGCAACACCGUCGUGCAGAUGUACGCCCUCAACCACGCCGGGUUCGAGGCGCAGCCGUGGCACGUCUUCGUCGUCUACGUCGUCGCCACCUGGCUCGCCUGCGCCGUCGUCUGCCUGGCCAACGGCGCCAUGCCGAGGAUCAACGACUUUGGCGUCGUCGCCAUCCUGGCCGGCUUCCUCAUCACCGUCAUCGUCGUCGCCGUCAUGCCCGGCCGCGACGGGCGGCCGCCCCACGCCUCGUCGUCGUUCGUCUGGACCGAGUGGACCGCCGACAUCGGGUACCCCGACGGGUUCGUCUUCGUCGCCGGCAUGCUCAACGGGGCCUUCAGCGUCGGCGCCGUCGACGCCACGACCCACCUGGCGGAGGAGAUCCCGAACCCCCAGCGCAACGUGCCCAUCGCCCUCGGCUUGCAGCUGAGCAUCGGGUUCGUCACGGGCUUCUGCUAUCUCGUCACCAUCAUGUACGCCAUCAACGACUACGACGCCCUCUUCGAGUCCCCAUACCCCAUCGCCGAGAUUUACCGCCAGGCCACCGGGUCCGCCGCCGGUGCGACCGGCCUGCUCGCCCUCGUGCUCAUCUGCAUCGGCCUGACGCUGAUGGGGCUGUACAUCACCUGCGGACGUACGCUCUGGGCCCUCGCCCGCGACGGCGCGAGCCCCCGACCCGAUGUUCUGGGGAAGGUGGACCGCAGGCUGGGGAUGCCGAUGUGGUCCACGGUGGUGUCGGCCGUGUUGGUGACGGUGCUCGGGGCCAUCUACGUCGGCAGCACCACGGCCUUCAACGCCUUUGUCGGCAGUUUCAUCCUUCUCUCCAGCAGCUCCUAUCUCGCCGCCAUUCUCCCUAACCUCUUGGCGGGCAGGAAGAGGAUCGCCUACGGGCCCUUUCACAUGCGGGGGUGGAUCGGCUUCGCCGUCAACGGCUUCGCCUGCGCGUACAUGCUGGUCUGGUUCGUCAUCUACUGCUUCCCUUACGCGCUGCCCACGGAUGCGCAGUCGAUGAACUACGCCUGUGUGAUAUGGGGAGGUCUCACGGCUUUCGUUGCCCUGUGGUGGUUGUUGGGGGCGAGGAAGGGGUACGAGGGCCCGACGACAACGGGAGGCGUCGUGGCCGAGAUGGAAGUCGGUGACGCAAGACAUGCUGCGUGA
Messenger RNA from Colletotrichum destructivum, 1599 nucleotides. RefSeq names its product Putative amino acid/polyamine transporter I, amino acid permease. The record is from RefSeq and is a predicted model, not a curated record. The transcript has a single exon. Gene Ontology annotation, biological process: amino acid transport; transmembrane transport. The coding region runs from base 1 to 1599 and encodes 532 amino acids. Gene Ontology annotation, molecular function: transmembrane transporter activity. Gene Ontology annotation, cellular component: membrane. NCBI's taxonomy places the organism in Eukaryota, Fungi, Ascomycota, Sordariomycetes, Glomerellales, Glomerellaceae.